Anneissia japonica is the source of this 836-nucleotide messenger RNA. RefSeq lists its product as uncharacterized. Bases 291 to 800 code for a protein of 169 amino acids. Lineage: Eukaryota; Metazoa; Echinodermata; Crinoidea; Comatulida; Comatulidae. The record is from RefSeq and is a predicted model, not a curated record. The transcript has a single exon.
UAAUUACCCACAAGUAGUUUCAUCCUAGUACAUAACGAAUUAUACGGUAUUUACCAUUAGAAAAAAAAAACAAACAAACAACAGUGCGUUUAAAUUUAUUUGUAGGUCCUAAAGAUUGAAAAAUUGCAAAAGCUAGCAUUUUAUUACUGCAUCUAAAAUUCAGUCUAAUUACUUUGACAGGUAGAAAAAGAAAUCAUCCUCUAAUAAAAUAAUAAUACAAUUUUUAUGUUACUAUUUUUUUAUCAUGCGUGUUAAUUAUUUUUAUUUCAAAGAUAAAAAUUGGAUUCCUGAUGGUUGGCCACACACACGAGGAUAUCGACCAAAUGUUCUCAUGCGUUUCCAAAUAUCUCAAGAAACACCGUACUGUUACACUUGACCAUCUCCAACAUGCUAUUGAAACAUCAUAUCAAAAGCUCACAAUAACCACUUCAGUCAUAACACACAUAUUCGAUAUCAAAGACUGGAUACAACCGUAUUUACAAGACAUCAGAUACCAUAGCAAACCUCAUCAAUUUAAAUUCACAGUCGACGACACAGGGAAAUGUAUAAUGAGGACAAAAAAUUGGUCGACAGACGAUAAAUGGGCUGAGUGUACCAAAGAGUUGGAUACGAGUCCAUAUUUACUGAAAGGUAUCCCAGCUACUGGUAGUCCAGAGUUAUGUUCCCCAAACUUCGAUAACGUAGAUUUACCAAAACUACAAAAAAGUAUAGUCUCUGUUAAGAAUUACUUAAGAACAGAGGAAAUGGAAUGGUGGAAGACAUUUUUGAACGGCAUUGAUGAAACAUUCAAUGGUAUGUAAGAACAUGAAUAACUGCAUUGUUGAUUCCCCUGCACA